AUGGGCUCCCACCACAGUAACUACAUUGCGUACACUACCGGCAUGGGCUCCCACCACAGUAACUACACUGAGUACACUACCGGCAUGGGCAUCCUACACAGUAACUACACUGAGUACACUACCGGCAUGGGCUCCCACCACAGUAACUGCACUGAGUACACUACCGGCAUGGGCUCCUCCACAGUAACUACACUGAGUACACUACCGGCAUGGGCUCCACCACAGUAA
Pelobates cultripes (western spadefoot toad) is the source of this 228-nucleotide messenger RNA. NCBI's taxonomy places the organism in Eukaryota, Metazoa, Chordata, Amphibia, Anura, Pelobatidae. The record is from the annotation of a GenBank genome assembly.